AUGUUCUCCCCACGUGCGAUAUUCCGUUUUAUAUACGGCAGCUUCUAUUUCGUCCUAUGCUUCCUCCUCGCCGUUCUCCUUCUCAUUACCCCGGGCGACACCAUUUAUCAGGCCUACUCUAACAACCAACCGUACAACAUAUGGAUCAUUGCCGCAACGCUCGCCCUUACUAUCCUAAUUGUCUCCUUCAUAUAUGCGACGCGGCUAUAUCUCAAUAAGACGAUUCUCGCAGCUAUACCGAAACCAUGGGUUCCCAUCGAGAGGGGCGACGUGAAGAAGAAGGUUCACGAGAUGAUCACUGCCGAUUUGAGGCGCAGUGCGGCAAUCGCUUAUGACUCGAGGCCGCGCGUUGAGACAAAUGCGCUGGUCAGUGACACGGAGGAGGCGUUCGCAGAAAAGACAUCUACUGGAGGCAGCGUGGGCAAAAAACGGUUUCAGCUCGUGAACCUCACGAAACCUGCGACAACAGAAAAGGAGACGGGCAUAGCGCUGCCACCUCGACGACCUGUCUGGGGCGAAAUCGAACACUACGGCUGGUCAUCACCAAAUUCAGUCGACCUACCUGAUCUACAGUACAGUACCGUCAUCUCCGAACUGCCCAACCUCAUUGAAGCGAAGGCCUUGACCUCGGCGCCCCCCGAUCCGACUUCUUCGACCCGCCAGCCGAUGCUCGACCCUGAUGCCGUGGCUUUACUGCAACGACCUCUUCAUAUGGGUUUACGCGAUUACUUUGGACACCUGGCUGAGCUUGGUGUCAUUUCGCUUAAUGCAACAUCCGCAGACUUCCUGGCCGCUUAUGAAUACGCGCGAUUCUCCACUCGACCGAUAUCGAAUGCAAGGUUUCGCGAGUUGAUGCACCUAUUUGCUGCAAUACUCCGUGGCAUGAGACCCUUGGAUCCGACCGUUUUAGGACCCCUGGACGAGCCUAGCGACGAGAGCGAUAUUGAUAACGACGCGCCUAUGGCCACGAAUCCAACAACUCCUCGAAGUAACCUGUCACGAUCUGUGACGCAGAGCACGCAAGGCUCAUAUAAGAAGAAGACGGCACCGCAAGUAGACAUGCGCAACUCAUCGGCACACACAUGGUUACAAUACCGUACUGCACCUGCAACACCUAUGGGCACGCUGGCUGGUGCAAUUUCGAGGUCUUCCAGCUUGAACAGUUUCGCCCAAACUCGACCGGCAUACGAACCCGGUAAUUCCUCAUCAAGCGCAAGUUUAAGGUCAAAGACGUCCGGAAGCUCGGCAUCGGGGUCAGUCAUACGUUUGGCAACCCGAACCGACUCGACCGACUUGCCAUAUGUGCUCACCCUGCGCGACACAAGAUGA
Molecule: messenger RNA, 1329 nt
Organism: Colletotrichum truncatum
Lineage: Eukaryota; Fungi; Ascomycota; Sordariomycetes; Glomerellales; Glomerellaceae
Product: sucrase ferredoxin domain-containing protein
Source: RefSeq, a predicted model, not a curated record